AUGCCUGACAGGGCUCCCAGUAAAUUCCACAUCAAGUCCCGCGUAUCUAUCUCUGGCGAGGAGUGUUUACAAACGGAAAGAUUGGUGGCCAAGGUUGAGCAGAACAGGAGAAGCGGUCUUCCUUCUGAAGCCGUGUUUGUUGAGACAGGGCACCAUUUUGCAGGCCCAGGUUCUAUCAACAGAAGGCUGAAGACCCUGGAGGCUACAUCAGGCUGUCGAGACAGAUCUGGAGGCUCUGGCCAGUCGGGUCUGGAAUGGUGCGACUCCAGACUCCCUAUUGCUGCAGAUUGUCUUGAUGAUCAUGAUUCAGGGCUCACCCAUGGGAAGCAACAAAAGGGCUUCACAGCCGAACCAGCUACAAGCUGGGACCUGAAUCGGUUGCCAAGGAUCAGUACAUCAGGAAGAGAAGCAUCAAAUGACAGUCCCUCGCAAGCACGUCUGGGUGAUUUGAUUAGAAGCUCCAUGUUGAGGGCCGCAUCAGCUACCAGGCAACCGGAGUUGGCAUCUGCCUCUUCGUUUGAUGAUGGAGGCCCAGCGCCCGAUAGCAGCAGAGCUAGGAGCAUCCCUCUAAGAAGGUUGUUAGAUCCAUGGCUGAAGCCCAGAAAGGUGGCAGCUGGCUCGCCUGGACCUUCCGUACGUGGGAGGAAGGUGGGAGUCCCCACACAGGAAGAGAUGGCACCUCCUUGUGUCCUGCACGAUUCAGACCAAGGCAGCCCAAACUCCUGCCACAGCAGUUAUGUGAGUGGGUCGGCCUCCUCGAGAUGGGUUUCCAUGGGAACCCCUGGUUCAAUUCGUGAUGGGGAGUACGAAAUGAAGCAAAGCCUUCUGCGGCUCACUUGGAAGAAUGGCUUUCCUCUAUUCACAUUCUCUGUCAACGAAAGUGAUAUCCUGGCAGCCACGAGGAAGAUCGGCAGUCCCAGUAAGGAAGACUCUGAAUUCAGUUAUACAUUUUACUAUGUCCGUGAAGAGAAGAAGAAGAGCGGGGGCUGGAUGAAUCAGGGAAAGAAGAGCAGUAGGAAAGAACUCGUCUCCAGCGUAGCGGGUCAGAUGAAUAUUGCAUCCAGCAGAUGCCCCAGAUAUGGCUCUUCCAUGAAGGAGUUCAUCCUCUUUGCCCCUGAGGUACGCCCCACAGCUGAUGAAGCUCCAGAGUCUUAUCCAGGCACCGAGCUUGCAGCCAUUUCUGUCAGGGUUCCGCAAGAACAAGCAGAAACCUCCGCCAAUGAUUUUGUUCAGAAUACCAAUGGGAAACACCCUAGCCCAUCUGUGUGCGUCUCAGAGAGCAAGAGAUAUGUGGAAGUGACUUCCCCAAAUAUAGCGGUUGUAUUGCCUAGUCAAGUUCAUGGCCUGUCGAGCAAAGAAAACGGAGGAAAACCUUCACCUCUGCUAGACCGGUGGAGAUCUGGGGGACUUUGUGAUUGUGGAGGUUGGGAUGUUGGUUGCGCUCUGACAGUUCUAAUAAAUCAUCGUCAAGAUACCAACUGUACUUCAACCCAAACCUAUUCCACUGCAGAUGGCACUCAUCGGGUAGAGCUCUUCUUUCAGGUAUUAUCUUAAUCUUCUUCACUAUGAUUUAUCUUUCUUCGUGAAGGACUUUAUACUGACAGAUCCAAGUGACAAUUAUCGCAGGGAGAGAGCAGCGAAGGCAGACCUGCCUUCAGCUUGGUCGUCUUCAAGGAAGGCCUUUACACGGUCGACUUCCAUGCCUCCAUCGGCCCACUGCAGGCAUUCGCUACUUGCAUAUCACUUCUGCAUAGCAGGAACUCCACCGGCCUUCGGGCCCUGAAGAAGCCACAUAAAUAA
This is a messenger RNA of Spirodela intermedia, 1800 nucleotides long. The record is from the annotation of a GenBank genome assembly. NCBI's taxonomy places the organism in Eukaryota, Viridiplantae, Streptophyta, Magnoliopsida, Alismatales, Araceae.